Molecule: messenger RNA, 1039 nt
Organism: Carlito syrichta (Philippine tarsier)
Lineage: Eukaryota; Metazoa; Chordata; Mammalia; Primates; Tarsiidae
Gene: PQBP1
Product: polyglutamine binding protein 1
Exons: 7
Coding region: 161-958 (265 amino acids)
Biological process (GO): alternative mRNA splicing, via spliceosome
Cellular component (GO): cytoplasm; cytosol; plasma membrane
Molecular function (GO): protein binding; ribonucleoprotein complex binding; lipid binding
Source: RefSeq, a predicted model, not a curated record
UGUAGGCUUGGGGGAGAGAAGACCUCGUUCUGUGCUUUGGGAGAAGAGAGUCGUGUGGUCCUGGUGACCAUAGCGUCCAUAAGAGAGGCAGCCGGUCUGACAGUCUUUCCAUUACCUGCACGACUGUAUUGGUAACGCCGGGGUCUGUCUGCUAUCAGUUAUGCCGCUGCCCGUUGCACUGCAGACCCGCCUGGCCAAGAGAGGCAUCCUCAAACAUCUGGAGCCUGAACCAGAGGAAGAGAUCAUUGCUGAAGAUUAUGAUGAUGAUCCUGUGGACUACGAGGCCACCCGGUUGGAGGGCCUGCCGCCAAGCUGGUACAAGGUGUUCGACCCUUCCUGUGGGCUCCCUUACUACUGGAAUGUGGACACAGACCUUGUAUCCUGGCUCUCCCCACAUGACCCCAACUCCGUCGUUACCAAAUCUGCCAAGAAGCUCAGGAGCAGUAAUGCAGAUGCUGAGGAGAAGUUGGAUCGGGGCCACGAGAAGCCAGACCGGGGCCACGACAAGCCAGACCGGGGCCACGACAAGUCAGAGCGGAGCCAUGACAAGUCAGACCGGAGCCACGACAAGUCUGACAGAGAUCGGGAGCGUGGCUAUGACAAGGUGGAGAGAGAGAGAGAGAGGGACAGGGAACGAGAUCGGGAGCGUGGAUAUGACAAGGCAGAACGGGAAGAAAGCAAAGAACGGCGCCACCAUCGCCGUGAGGAACUGGCUCCCUACCCCAAAAACAAGAAGGUGGCAAGUCGAAAGGACGAAGAGUUAGACCCCAUGGACCCCAGCUCAUACUCAGACGCGCCCCGGGGCACAUGGUCAACAGGACUCCCCAAGCGGAACGAGGCUAAGACUGGUGCUGACACCACAGCAGCUGGGCCCCUUUUCCAGCAACGUCCAUACCCAUCCCCAGGGGCUGUACUCCGGGCCAAUGCCGAGGCAUCCCGAACCAAGCAGCAGGACUGAACCUUCAAAUCAAGCAACAGGGCUGAAGCUUCGCCCUCCCCAGCCCUGGGGUUUUUAAUAAAAACUUUUCUGUGAUCAUGA